AAGUUUUGCUGCUGUGUCUGCGGUGCUGUUCUUUUGAGUUCCCGCAAGGCAGCGAAGAUGAAGAUCGGAUUGUGCUCGUUCAGCGGGUAUAAAAUUUACCCUGGCCAUGGGAAGCGGAUGGUCAAGACCGAUGGCAAAACGUUUCACUUCCUGAACGCCAAAUGCGAGGCGUCGCACAUGAUGAAGCGGAACCCGCGUAAGGUGACGUGGACGGUGCUCUACCGACGCAAGCACAAGAAGGGUAUUGAGGAGGAGACGACGAAGAGGCGCACCAAGCGCACGGCGAAGUUCCAACGUGCCAUCGUCGGCGCCAGCCUUAAUGACAUCAUGGCUCGGCGGAACAUGAAGCCCGAAGUACGCAAGGCGCAGCGUGAGCAGGCUAUCCGGGCGGCCAAGGAAAAGCAGAGGGCACAGAAAGCACAAAAGAAGUCUGCUGCUACACCUCUCCAGAAGGCCGCCCAGAAGCAGAAAGCUACCAAGCCUGUGCAGAUGAAGGCACCCAGAGUUGGAGGCAAGCGCUGAACAGGGAUUGGCAUGUAUUAAAGAAAACUUGUCUAUAGAACAACUGA
Molecule: messenger RNA, 569 nt
Organism: Dermacentor silvarum
Lineage: Eukaryota; Metazoa; Arthropoda; Arachnida; Ixodida; Ixodidae
Gene: RpL24
Product: 60S ribosomal protein L24
Exons: 5
Coding region: 58-522 (154 amino acids)
Biological process (GO): cytoplasmic translation
Cellular component (GO): cytosolic large ribosomal subunit
Molecular function (GO): mRNA binding; structural constituent of ribosome
Source: RefSeq, a predicted model, not a curated record